UUUUUUGAAAUUGAUUUCUGCUGUAGUGACCGUUAUUUUUCCGUUUACUUUUAACUAUUUUAGCUUGUUUAUGUUUAAUUUUCUUUCUUUUUUCAGUUGUGUUCGUUUGCUUUUAAAAUUUUAAACAAAAAAACUUGACUGAUAUUUAAUUAUGGCUUCUUCUGGUUUUAGCGUUUAUGUUGGUAACAUUCCGUAUAACACCACGGAGACUGAUCUUGGAAAUAUGUUCUCGUCUUGUGGCGUUGUGACUAACGUUCGCAUUGUCAUCGACCGUAACACCAAUCGUCCAAAAGGCUUUGGCUUUUGCGAGUUUCAGGACCAACAGGGGGCGGAUGACGCUGUUGCCAAAAUGAAUGGAACUGAGAUGAAUGGCCGUCCGUUACGCGUUAGUUAUGCCAACAACAAGUGA
Messenger RNA from Meloidogyne enterolobii, 409 nucleotides. NCBI's taxonomy places the organism in Eukaryota, Metazoa, Nematoda, Chromadorea, Rhabditida, Meloidogynidae. The record is from the annotation of a GenBank genome assembly.